AUGCCCACACUGUACGUCGGCACAUAUACCCGCAAAGAAGCGCACGUCGACGGCCACGCAAAGGGCAUCUACGCCUACUCGUUCAACGACGUCACGGGUGCCCUUAAACUGCUUCACGUCGCCUCAGACGUAGGCACGAACCCGUCGUACGUGGUCGGGACCGCCUCGACGCUCUACGUCGUGAACGAGUGCAACGCCGCGUCAACGCUCUGUCCAAACGCCGUGACGGGGUACGUCGCUGCGUACGCCACGAGCCCGAACGGCCACUUGACGCCCCUUAGUCGCCACGAAACGGGCGGCGCCUACGCCUGUCACGUCGCCCUCAGUCCGACCAACGACUUUGUCUCCGUGGCCAAUUACGCCGGCGGGUUGUCGCUCUUCCCCGUGCACGCAGACGGGUCGUUGGCCCCGGCGUCGGCCCACUGCCGCCUCGAGGGCGCGAGUUGCGUCCGUCCGGACCGACAAGAGGCGUCGCACAUCCAUAGCACAGUGUGGACGUCCACGGGGCUCCUCGCGGCCGACUUGGGCACAGACGCUGUCGUGCAGUACACACUGAAUCGACGCGACCAGCGGCUCGAGCGCCAAGGGCUCAUUCCGUGUCUUCCGGGCGCGGGGCCCCGUCACAUGGCGCUCUCGCUCGAACUCGGCGUGUGCUACGUGCUCAACGAGUUGGACAAUACCGUCUGCGUGCACGCGCUCGACGCUGCGACAGGAGCGCUCGCGCACGAGGCGCUGCAGGUCGUCUCGACGCUGCCAACAGACUACAACGGACCGCCUCCGCUCGCGUCGGACAUUCACAUUGCCCCGAGCAACAAGUUCGUCUACGCGGCCACGCGCUUUAGCGACACUAUUGCCAUCUACCGGAUCCGCCCCGACACGCGGCUCGCGCUCGUGGACAUUGUGCCGACGCGCGGUGCAACGCCACGCGAUAUCCUCUUGUACAGAGACUUUUUGCUGGUGGGACAUCAGGACUCGAACAGUCUAGACGUCUUCCGUGUGGAUGCCGACACGGGGCGCGUCACGUACACGAACCACUCGAUCGAGUGCCCGUCGCCCGCGUGCAUGUUCAUAGCCGAGUAA
Hyaloperonospora brassicae is the source of this 1080-nucleotide messenger RNA. The record is from the annotation of a GenBank genome assembly. NCBI's taxonomy places the organism in Eukaryota, Oomycota, Peronosporomycetes, Peronosporales, Peronosporaceae.